Macroventuria anomochaeta is the source of this 228-nucleotide messenger RNA. RefSeq lists its product as uncharacterized. The transcript has a single exon. The record is from RefSeq and is a predicted model, not a curated record. The annotation marks the transcript as partial. NCBI's taxonomy places the organism in Eukaryota, Fungi, Ascomycota, Dothideomycetes, Pleosporales, Didymellaceae.
GAUCACCGAACGACAGAUAAUUUACCAGACGACGCCAAUACUGUGAUCAUUAGGUCAGGCAUCACGGGUACACUUGCUGCUAGAGAGCAUCUCAGCAUAUGUCCCGAUAAGAGUGCGGUAAUCUUGGAAGCACGCGAAUUCUGCUCAGGGGCGACAGGACGAAACGCCGGUCAUUGUAAACCUGAUCAAUGGCGAGGGUAUGGCAAGUCCGAAAAAGUGUGUGACUAA